Messenger RNA from Suillus subalutaceus, 375 nucleotides. RefSeq lists its product as uncharacterized. NCBI's taxonomy places the organism in Eukaryota, Fungi, Basidiomycota, Agaricomycetes, Boletales, Suillaceae. The record is from RefSeq and is a predicted model, not a curated record. The coding region runs from base 1 to 375 and encodes 124 amino acids. The transcript has 2 exons.
AUGCGGAUAUUCCAAAACUGCAUCGAGGAUCACCCAGAAACAAUAGGAAAUGACGGUUCUCUAUCCCAUCCCGAAGUCAAAAAGAUGACAUUGAGGCAGCGGAAAGUAUGUCGAUGUGUACAGCUCGUCGCAGACUUGAUUCUCAUCAUGGAGCAAGUAUUUAUUUCCGAAUUGCAAACCAUCGAUGAACCGCAACUCGAGGCCAUUUGCAAGAACUAUCUCUCUUCAAGGGCACAUGCUUACAUCUUUGAGGAGCUCAUAAACGUGGAUUGGCAUAAAUUUCAGAACACAGAGUCCACAAGAAUGAUAACUGGCAGAGCCAACGCCCAGUUGAGGAGGGUCUUGGACAGUUGCCGAAAGCACAUGUUAGGCUGA